Diplodia corticola is the source of this 396-nucleotide messenger RNA. RefSeq lists its product as uncharacterized. The record is from RefSeq and is a predicted model, not a curated record. NCBI's taxonomy places the organism in Eukaryota, Fungi, Ascomycota, Dothideomycetes, Botryosphaeriales, Botryosphaeriaceae. Bases 1 to 396 code for a protein of 131 amino acids. The transcript is spliced from 2 exons.
AUGUCGCGCGUCUCGCACCCCUUGUACAAUGCUUUGAUCCGCACGCACCACAUCACCUCUCGGAAGAAGGUUGCCAAUCUGAAGAAAGCCGCCGACAAUCAUGGUGUGUAUGCUUUGCUGUGCAGUGGAGGCUGUCCUGGAAUAAUGUAUGCCGAGGGAAGCGCCAAUGGCGUGAAGGAGUGGGUGUCGUCAGUCAAUAGACUCCGAUACAAGGAUUACCAACUGGCCGUUCGCCCAGCGCCUAUCACGCCGGAGAAUGAUGCCUCCGGAAUUCGCGACGUCCAAGUUGGUUUGUUCGAGGUCGGGACGGUAAAAGAAUUCGGUGCCAUCAUGCAGCAACGAAGCGUCUGGUCCUGGUGGAGGAAAGGCAUGGGAUACGUUGCCGAAGAUAACUAG